UGGUUUAAAUUCCUUUCUACUCUUUUGUACUUUUUUGGUUUCUUUGACAGGAGAGCACUGGAUGCAUCCAAUCAAGUUGCUCUACCUCUGAUGGUUCACCACACUAUCUCGAGUAUUCCCGUUGCUGGUUCAGAUAACAAACUCAGCUGCCCUGGGGAUUUACGUUGCGGAGAUAUUUACACGCACACCUAUCACGGUCUACCAAGUACCAUCAUUGAUGAAAAAUCUGGCAACAUUCAUUCUACGUUGUGGGAUGCCAGGAAACGUGGCGUAUUCUUUGAUGUUGGUCACGGACAAGGUUCGUUUACUUGGACUGUAGCUGAAAUAUGCGCCCAGAACGGUUUUUGGCCCGACAUUAUAAGCACCGACCUCCACAGCGGAAACACCGACGGACCUGCUUAUGACUUGGUCACUGUUAUGUCCAAGUUUCUUCACCUGGGUAUGAGUAUUGCCGAUAUUGUGAAGGCUGUUACUGAAACUCCAGCUCGGGCCAUUCAGAAAUCGGAAGAUAUCGGAAAGUUAGCAGUUGGGCGAGAGGCUGAUGUGACUGUGCUGAGAAUCGAAGAGUGUGACGUAGCGAUGGAAGACAGCGCUGGACAACAGAGACGCAUCCGGCAGAGAAUCGUUCCGGUGGCGGUUUUCAGGGCAGGGAAGCUAUACGAGGUUCGAGCUCCCGAUGUCUGGCCAAAUAUCGAGAAGGCCAAAUUGCUGUCGGCUGAAUGGAACGAGCUGGUCAUAAAAGACAAAGAAAAACCCCGUUUUUAGUUUAUUGAUUACGAUUAUUGUAUGUUAUUGUCUCUCUCACUCUGUCUAUGU
Messenger RNA from Octopus sinensis (East Asian common octopus), 816 nucleotides. Its product is annotated as deacetylase EF_0837-like. NCBI's taxonomy places the organism in Eukaryota, Metazoa, Mollusca, Cephalopoda, Octopoda, Octopodidae. The transcript is spliced from 2 exons. Bases 91 to 765 code for a protein of 224 amino acids. Gene Ontology annotation, molecular function: deacetylase activity. The record is from RefSeq and is a predicted model, not a curated record.